GCAAGGUAUGAUACUUCCUAUGAGAUUGUCAGAGCGGAGUGAUCAUCCACAUGAGGGUUCUAAACAAAGACAAAGAUGUUUCGUAUCGCAAGAACAUAUGUACUCGGUUUCAUCUUACCUUGAGGCGAAGAGUAGAUAGAUCGAACACCACUGCGGGUCGACAGAAAAAGUAUGAUCUUAGGUCAUCAUAGAACGCACGCCCUUCGAUCUAGUUUACAAAGAUAUUGAAUGGAGACAAACAAGUUCAUCGACGGACGUGCUUUAACAGAGAGCAAUAAUAAUUCGAAGACUAUGCACGAUGCUUCUGUGUUCUCACUGCAAGUGUGGUUUCAGCAGGGAGACUCGAUGGUGCUGGACGGGAGCUUCGGGCGAACCCAGCGUAUUUCUCAGUCUGAAGAAGGAAAGCCGCAUUCUACGGUCUCUCUCUCUUCUUCACAUCGUCAAUCGGCUCAGAAUGGUCAUUUCACAGUCUUCCUCUGGGUUUGUUUAUCAGAUACAUAUCUGAUAAUGUUACUUAUGCAAGCAUUAAUUUUAUCUUUCCUUACAUGAAAGAGCAUUGCAAGCCCCAAGCCAGUAAUAGCUUUACCCAGUGAAUUGCAA
Molecule: messenger RNA, 600 nt
Organism: Aspergillus novofumigatus IBT 16806
Lineage: Eukaryota; Fungi; Ascomycota; Eurotiomycetes; Eurotiales; Aspergillaceae
Exons: 2
Coding region: 229-549 (106 amino acids)
Source: RefSeq, a predicted model, not a curated record